GGUGUAGGAUGCGGAGUCUGCCUCUGACGCUGUGCGCGUGUCUCCUCAGUGAAGCAUCUGUUUCCCAAAGAGGACAGUCCGUCUCGCUCUCCCUCUCGCUAGAGGGGUUUUGUGAUCCACACCAAUGAAAUAACAGCAGAUAAACACUGCCUGUGGUGAAAACAGCAGGAUGAACAUGGAUAUGUGAAACAGCUGACAUUUGCGAGCUAUAACGACUUUCAGUUCGGUUCCCUGCGGUGAUCGCUGCGUCGCCUCUGUGCAGUCAACCGUGUCGUAAGGUCCCUCCACACACGAACGUGUCCUUGGAGUGAAUGAGAAGGAUUGCACACUGAAAGUGCUCUCGGGUCCCCUCCCUGAAGAACCUUCAGCAUUUCUGCUUCAGUUAUCAUCAAGAUGUUGACAAUGAUAUCUUCAUCAUGGUGAUGAAGAUGACGCUGAUGGAGAUGUACUGCAGGCCCUGCAGAAGUGAGGUGAAGUAAACAAGUGAAAGCAUACAGAAAGAAAAAAGAAGAGAAGAAAAGAGAGAAUGCUUGUGAAAUGUGAACAGCAACCUUGUGAGUUCCUCCCACUGAUCUACAUUUGCAUGAGCACAGGAGGAACACUUUUAAGUUGAACCUACAGUGUGAAGAAAAGAUUAAAAGAUCAAAGAGGACAACACAGAAAUUCUCCAUGUUUAACAUGGAUGCGAUGACUGUCCUGGAGGUUGGACCAUGCUCCCAUUUCACCUGCGGCAUCUGAGGAGAUCUUUCACUUCUCAUCUCUGUGGGCGGAACAAGUGGAACAAGAUCCCCCUUCAUCCCCUGCCUCCUGCCCUCCCAUAGCCCCUGUCACCCCCCCCCCCCCCCCCCCACCCAACCCACCCGCUGAAAGCCCUGGGACACCGCCCAAGCAGCUCUCCACCGCUGGUGCCGUUAUCAGUGACUCCAGCUCCGCUCAGCUCAUCACUGCCCCCUAGUGGUGCCUCCAGAGGAAGAGGAAGUGUCUGUUUCUGAGACCCUGGUGCUGGAGGGGGGUGGCUAAGGGGGGGAGCUCAGACUGGCUCAAGCACUCCCCCCUGCUCCGAUGAUGGGGACCCCCCGCGGUGUGGGGCCCUUGUUGGGGGGCUUCGGCUCCACCACAGCCUCGCUGGACGUUGCCGAGUGGAUAGCGGCGUGGCCCGGUAACGCCUCGACCAUUACACUCCUAAAUCAGACCGGCGCCGUCUGGACCGAGCGCAGUGCCAAUAUGUCACAAUACCCGGCCGGACCCGACGACGGGGUCGAUGCCCACGGUGAGCCGGUGGCGAUGAAGGCAAAGAACUGGCCGGCGCUUCUCAUCCUCAUCAUCAUCUUCCUCACCAUCGGUGGCAACAUCCUGGUGAUCAUGGCUGUGUCGAUGGAGAAGAAGCUGCAGAACGCCACCAACUUCUUCCUGCGCUCGCUGGCUGUGGCCGACAUGCUGGUGGGCAUCCUGGUCAUGCCCAUCUCACUCAUCAACAUCCUCUAUGACUACGUGUGGCCUCUACGUAACGAGCUGUGUCCCAUCUGGAUCUACUUGGACGUGCUUUUCUCCACGGCGUCCAUCAUGCACCUGUGCGCUAUCUCGCUUGACCGCUACGUGGCCAUACGCAACCCCAUCGAGCACAGCCGCUUCAACUCCCGCACCAAGGCCAUGAUCAAGAUCGCUGUGGUCUGGACCAUCUCUAUAGGCAUCUCCAUGCCUAUCCCGGUGAUUGGUCUGCACAACCAGGACAAGGUGUUUGUCAACGGCAGCUGUGUGAUGAACGAGGAGCGCUUUAUGCUGGUGGGCUCCUUCGUGGCCUUCUUCAUCCCGCUGGUCAUCAUGGUGGUCACCUACUGCCUGACCAUCCAGGUGUUGCAGCGGCAGGCCACCGUCUUCCUCUACGAGGGCAAGACGUCCUCCUCCCAGCAGCCCUUGAACCCGCCGUCGACGACAUCGUCGGGGCCACCGCCUGGCUCGGCCACGUCGCUGCCGUCGGUGUCCAAGUCGGCGGCGUCCUCCGUGGCUCCGUCGCGACGCAGUAGCCUCAACUGCCUGCGGGGGGCGGUGUCGUCGGGGCCGAGCACCACCACGCCGUGCUCGGACACCAUCUCCAUCAUCCCCAGCUCUGAGGCGCCAUCGCAGCUCAACUCGCCGGCCACCGGACGCGACUCGGCCGGCGGCGGUAGCCACGGCAGCAGCGGCGGCGGUCGCCGGGGCAUGAUGCAGGCCAUCAAGAACGAGCGCCGCGCCUCCAAGGUCCUGGGCGUGGUCUUCUUCCUCUUCCUGGUCAUGUGGUGCCCGUUCUUCGUCACCAACGUGCUCUUCGUCCUCUGCCACCAGUCGUGCAGCCGCCAGCUGCUGGAGGAGCUGCUCAAGGUCUUCGUGUGGGUGGGCUACAUCUCGUCCGGCGUCAACCCGCUCGUCUACACACUCUUCAACAAGACGUACCGCCGCGCCUUCUCACGCUACCUGCGCUGCCGCUACCGGCCCUCGGGGGCCAACGGCGGCGGAGCGCUGCUCAAGCCCGUGCCGCUGCACGUGGUGCCGUGCCCCCCCUCCUCGCAUGCCGUCACGCCCGUGCUACUCGCCAAGGGACACGGCGGAGGGGGGGAGGGGGCAGGGGUGGGGACCGCGGUGGACCGUAACAGCAACUGUAAAAACGGCGACGGGAGCGCACUCCGGAACCUCGAGCUGGACCGCACGGACGAUGAUGGCGUGGAGACGGGGCUCAAGGUCGGGCCGCUCUCCCAGCUGUCCGUCAACAGCUGCCACGCCCCCAGACAGGACACCAGCAGCGUCUGAUUGGUUGGUUUGGGCUUUUUUUGCAGUGAGGUGCAGGAACAGCAUUGUGGGAUUCCAUGGCAAUGAAGCAGAUUCCCAUAAUUCCACACACAGGCUUCAGGAUAUGAGUGUACAUGCUGGAUGGCAGCCUCUAAUACAGGGGACGCUGGCUGCUUCUGAGUGGAACCAGUCUGUAGACGGACCACACAUUAAACGACACAGACACAGACACAGACACAGACAGACAGGUGUUCUCAUUUCAUGCAUCAGGGACGAACAGAUGUACUAAAUUCACUAACUCUCAUACCUCCUUUGUGAAUAUUCUUUAUAACAAAUCAGCAUAUUUAUGUUGAGGCUUUUAGCAAGACAAACUGGCACUUGUUUCAGUGACCACAAGUUCAUGUUUUACAUGCAAAAAAUGUAUGUGAAUUGAAGUGAUGAUGCAUGACUCGAAAACGUUUGUAUUGAUUUUAUUUUUCUUUCAUUGGAGAUGUUGCGUAUAGAAGGCAACGAAUUUGAAUGGAGUCAAACGGCCAUCUGGUGGCUGAUUUUGGAAGUGAACUUAAAAAAAUACUAAAUGAACAACUGUUGAUCAAAUUAGUAAUGAAUGCCUACUUAUUCAACUGAAGCCAGCAACACUCGCAUUUUCAAUAUAAAGAUACAUUUUAUUUUCAAGCAAUUCCCCGUUCCGGGACAUAAGUAAUGACCAAUGUGUCAGUAUUUUCUAUUAACUAAACUAAACGUCCAUUAUGACCAGGCUUUUUGUAAACUGGAUUAGACAUAUAUUAUAUUUAUCCAAUUGAACCAUCCCAGGCUGACGUUCAAAUAGACGCAUCAUCCAUUGAACACUAUACCAUCAGACCAUAAGCCUACUUCGCAGCAAGAUGGUCAACAACUUAUCAUGCUCUGCUUCCUUCAGGCCAUCUUCGAAAUCUUGAAAGUAGAAACGUUAUUCAUGAUGUAAACACGUUCAAAUUAGAUACACUUAUAGUAGUGUGUGCCACUACAAUGUGUACCAACGUUAAGAUGAAUUCAGAUGAAAGGGAGCUUCAUGCUGGCUCUUAAUCUGUGUCUACGGGCUUGACUGGCAUUGGCAUUAAAAGUAACCGGCAGAGACGCAUAACGGAAUGUAAUUCAAACUUUGAUUCCUCUUAGCAUUCAGCGGCAGAUCAAAGUGUAGCACGGCUAAUCUUAUGGAAUGUGGUGUGAUAUUGACGUUAAGAACUCCCUGCGCUUAGAUCGCAGCGGGUGGGGGACACGGCGAAGUCGAGUCCAAACAAAGGCGUGGUGGACAUUUCAAAGCUCUUUGAAUCAACUUUAGCCAUUGAAUUAUACAUCAGAAGUGAACACAGACCAGAUGAAUUGCACGUUAUGAAUGUAGUAGAGCUCUAUUUUCUUUCCUUUUCUGUUUUGGCCGUGGCCGAGUAGACAACCCUUGUAAGGGAGAUGUGUGUUGGCCAUAGACAACCAAAAGACAGGUGUUGAACACAUUUGUAUUGUUAUUUUUCAGACAAACUCAUUGCAGUAUACCAUGCAGUCAAUGUUAUAACGUAAAUAUCUGUGUGUAGAGUUAGCAACAUGUCUGUAUAUCUUGUCUAAAAUGCCAUUUUUAUACCAUUACCUGUGUGUGUUUGUCUGACACACCUACUUUGUUUAGGCUACUCGAGUAUCUCAUUGUUGUGAUGCUGCUAUUUAUUUAUUAAAACGUCCUUGUGUGUGCAUCA
Alosa sapidissima (American shad) is the source of this 4487-nucleotide messenger RNA. It is a transcript of the gene htr2cl1, whose product is annotated as 5-hydroxytryptamine (serotonin) receptor 2C, G protein-coupled-like 1. Gene Ontology annotation, cellular component: membrane; dendrite. The transcript is spliced from 7 exons. Gene Ontology annotation, molecular function: G protein-coupled serotonin receptor activity; neurotransmitter receptor activity. Gene Ontology annotation, biological process: G protein-coupled receptor signaling pathway, coupled to cyclic nucleotide second messenger; chemical synaptic transmission. Bases 1063 to 2784 code for a protein of 573 amino acids. Lineage: Eukaryota; Metazoa; Chordata; Actinopteri; Clupeiformes; Clupeidae. The record is from RefSeq and is a predicted model, not a curated record.